Molecule: messenger RNA, 1601 nt
Organism: Scomber scombrus (Atlantic mackerel)
Lineage: Eukaryota; Metazoa; Chordata; Actinopteri; Scombriformes; Scombridae
Product: paired box protein Pax-7-like
Exons: 9
Coding region: 1-1545 (514 amino acids)
Biological process (GO): anatomical structure development; regulation of transcription by RNA polymerase II
Molecular function (GO): RNA polymerase II cis-regulatory region sequence-specific DNA binding; DNA-binding transcription factor activity, RNA polymerase II-specific
Source: RefSeq, a predicted model, not a curated record
AUGUCGUCUUUGCCAGGAACGGUACCGCGAAUGAUGCGCCCCGCUCCCGGACAGAACUAUCCCCGUACAGGAUUCCCUCUGGAAGUGUCCACUCCUCUGGGACAGGGACGGGUCAACCAGCUCGGCGGGGUGUUCAUUAACGGCCGGCCGCUGCCCAAUCACAUCCGACACAAGAUAGUGGAGAUGGCUCACCACGGGAUCCGGCCCUGCGUCAUCUCCCGACAGCUGCGGGUCUCUCACGGCUGUGUCUCCAAGAUCCUCUGCCGCUACCAGGAGACCGGCUCCAUCCGGCCCGGAGCAAUAGGAGGCAGCAAGCCCAGGCAGGUAGCCACGCCGGACGUGGAGAAGCGGAUAGAGGAGUAUAAGCGGGACAACCCCGGCAUGUUCAGCUGGGAGAUCCGGGAUAAGCUGCUGAAGGACGGUGUGUGUGACAGAAGCACAGUCCCUUCAGGUGAGGCCUCCUCUGUGAGUUCGAUCAGCCGUGUACUUCGUGCGCGAUUUGGAAAAAAGGACGAGGAGGACGAGUGUGAGAAGAAGGACGACGACGGAGAAAAGAAAACCAAACACAGCAUCGACGGCAUCCUCGGCGACAAAGGCAGUCGGAUGGAUGAAGUGUCAGAUGUGGAGUCGGAGCCUGACCUCCCCCUGAAGAGGAAGCAGCGCAGGAGUCGAACCACGUUCACAGCAGAGCAGCUGGAGGAGCUGGAGAAGGCUUUUGAGAGAACCCACUACCCUGAUAUCUACACCAGGGAGGAGCUGGCCCAGAGGACCAAACUCACUGAGGCCCGGGUUCAGGUGUGGUUCAGCAAUCGAAGGGCCAGGUGGCGAAAACAAGCCGGAGCCAAUCAGCUAGCAGCAUUCAACCACCUGUUGCCGGGUGGAUUUCCUCCCACAGGGAUGCCAACACUUCCUACAUACCAGCUGCCAGAGUCCAGCUACCAAACCAACACUCUGUCCCAAGACGGUGGCGGUACAGUUCACCGCCCCCAGCCGUUACCUCCAUCAACUAUGCACCAGAGUGGUCUGUCCAGCACUGACAGCAGCUCGGCAUACGGUCUGGCCUCCAACCGCCAUGGCUUCUCCAGCUACUCCGACUCCUUUAUGAGCUCUGCACCUAAUAACCAUGUCAACCCCGUCAGCAACGGACUCUCCCCACAGGUGAUGAGCAUCCUGAGUAACACCGGUGGAGUCUCCUCACAGCCGCAGCACGACUUCUCCAUCUCACCGCUCCACAGCGCCUUGGAUUCCUCUCCAUCCAACGGCAUCUCAGCCAGCUGCAGCCAGCGUUCGGCCGAGGCCUCCAUUAAGACGGUGGACAGCCUCCCCUCGUCUCAGUCCUACUGCCCCCCCACGUACAGCACCACCAGUUACAGCGUGGACCCCGCUGUGGCAGCCGGCUACCAGUACAGUCAGUACGGCCAGACUGCAGCUGCUGUGGAUUACCUGGCUAAGAACGUGGGGCUGUCCAGCCAGCGCAGGAUGAAGCUGGCCGACCACUCAGCUGUACUGGGACUGCUGCAGGUCGAGACCGGCCAGGCCUACUAGUACUCACCUAACAUAUUUAAAACAACAUGGCACCUGGUCACCAGCACAACCCACAC